AGCACUGGAAUUACCAGGAAAACGACCGGGGAAUGUCGCAAUAUCAGCUGGCCCCAACCCACACUAUACAUCAGGGCCGACUGUGCCGCAUCUGUCUGAUUUGACGUGAGACUGAGACCUAUUCUUGGAUCUUUGACCUACUACUGUACAAACACAAGAGAAAUCCUCUGCAAGACCAAUUGCUCGGCAUCGUCGCUAUGUUUUACGUUCUGGUUUCUUUUUAAGAAUGAAAGGCUUCACGCGCAAAUAACUACCGAGCUCGAGGAGACACAUCGAUCACGAAUAAUACACCAGAGCACUGCCACCCUCCAAGCUUCUGGGCUGGGGUAACUGGGUUCAAUCGGGCCGGGGGUAGCGAACUAACUACAUCAUCAACACCACCCACCCACCCGCCAACACUGUCGCUCCUCGCCGACGUCGCAUUGCGCUUUUGGAGGUAGUUAUCCCACCAUUUCAAGAAGAACGUAAUUUUAUCGACAGAGGCAAGAAGUGACAACUUGGGACCUUACCGCUGCGUGAACCGGUCACAGCGAGAAUCCUCCCAACCAUGGGCUGCGGAUCGUCGAGUUUGAAGGGAGCAGAUAUACCCGACAUUAAUAGCCAGCCAACGACAGCCGCACAGCCGCAGCAAAUCAGGAAGAUUCGGACCAAUUUCUCAGACAUCGACUAUGAUCAGGACGCUCGACAGCGGCGUCUGACGGAAUAUGCGCCGCAUGAACAACCUCCGCCCGUGAGGGAGGAGAGUCACGACUUCACGGCUGAACAGAGUAGUGGUGCUUAUGAGCAGUACCAGCAAUAUGACACCCAACCUGGUCGCCCGGAUUAUAACGCUGGUGCGCCGACUGGUUAUGCAAACGACGGGGCCAUGUCCAGGAGCGGCCCCGGGGACAGAGAUAACGAUACGACUUUAAAACCCUAUCAGACCAUCGAUGGAGGCGACUGGGAUAACCAGGAUGGCCCGCCUCAGAGACAAACGCCCUAUGUCAACGGCACGCAGGACGGGAUGGACCCGACCUCGGAUUCAUCCAAGAACGAGUUCGCCGCGGCCAACGACCCGGCCAACCCGAAGAACCAAGAUGGCCACCAUUCCCCCCAAGGAGGCCACCAUAACCAACAAGCCGACGGUUACAAUAACGACGACAACGACGACGCCAACAACAAUAACAACAACAUGUCCCCGAUCUCGUACAACGCUAACUCCGACGUCGCGGCCAACCCGGACAUCCACGGCGGCGACGACAACGCCGCGGAGCCCAAGAAGUCGUGGCUCGGUCAGAAAUACGCCUCCCUCCAGUCCGCCCGGCGCGGGUCGGGCCUCAGCGACGAGGACCUGAUCAAGUACACGGGCAAGGACAGGAGGGAGCUGAGCGAGUGGGCCCAGAACAGGCCUGGGGUCGGGCCAAACCAGGACGCCGGGAGAGUCGGGUCGGACUCGGGCCUGGCGGCGGGGGCAGCCUGGAAUUAGAGAGGGAAGGCGAAGGGCAGUGGAAUGGGGUGGAUUGGACGGUUAGGUGUCAUGGGGAACAAAGAGCGAGACGCUUAAGGCGAGUUGUGAGAUGGGACUGGAGAGCUGAGGCGGCGCCUUCUUGGGACGACGGGGAACGCAAUCAACCACUCGUAGAAGGAGAAGUGAGAACUGUUCAAGCGACGAGGCGAGGCGAGACAAGCUGAUGAUGGGAAUCGACAGAUCGUGGAGUGGGCGACCAAUCGAGUCGGCUGUCCGCACGGCCGGAAGAACGGAAGCUGAAGGCGGAGGAGGAGAAGGAGGGAGGGAAUAUCACUUGUCUGAUAUCCGGCGCUGGAUGGAAGAAGUAAUGGGAGAUAGACACCUUCCCUGUCGUGAGAAAAGCGUGGUUGUGUCUUGUACUAACUGUGUGAGACGACACGCUGGGUACAUCAUCUUGCGGUGUCGUAGGAUAUCACGCGAGAGCUGCGAGGUUCAUUCAAUGUACAUGUUGCGCCUUUCAAAGUACAAAUUGUAUCCUGGAAUCCUUGGGAAACCUCUGGUUGAUGCGGGUUACAGUAGAAUAUAUCCAAUACUCGUAG
This is a messenger RNA of Cladophialophora immunda, 2046 nucleotides long. RefSeq lists its product as uncharacterized. Bases 548 to 1465 code for a protein of 305 amino acids. The transcript has a single exon. The record is from RefSeq and is a predicted model, not a curated record. Lineage: Eukaryota; Fungi; Ascomycota; Eurotiomycetes; Chaetothyriales; Herpotrichiellaceae.